CGCCAGGGUUGGACCUGGAUCCCACAGGCGCGCACACACACAUACACAUACACACACGUACAAAUACAACACAUCUAUAUGCACGCACGUACGCGCGCGCAUCUCUGCGUGCGGGCACCCUCGCCGCGAUUCCAGUGAACAGCGGGACAAGUCGCGUGACUAUGAGUGAAUCGCGCUCGUACUUGUCUCGGCUAAUUACUCCUCGUCGAUGAUAAUUGAUAACGCGCGCGCAAUUAAACGCGACGUGCACUCGCUCGUACGCUCGAGUGUUCGCGCCAAGUUCGCGCGAGUGUCAGCCGCCGGGACGCUGGCGGCUGCCGAGGGUGAAUAGUGACAUAUUCGAGAGGCGAUUCGACCGAUCGGUCACGGGUCAAGUGUCGCGAGAUACGAGAGAGAUAUCGACGAGCGUUUCGGAAUUGUCAGGAAGGAGUGCGGACAGUAGUACUGGGGAGACGGUAAACAGGAUUUCGGACAGUAGUGAGAGAGACAGUCGCGCGCGACAAGUAGUGACCAGUAGUGACGGAUCGUCACGAAGGAGCAGUAGCGGAGGACAGCAGCGACAGAGUCGCGGUGUAGUAGUCGUACGGUAGAUUGUACCGCCACCGGACUCACAAUCAGUGAUAGCGGGCUCGUGGUGGUCAGACCGGCUGACAGGGGGCUUUUGGUGGAUCAGCUGGCACCACGAUCCAUCCGCGAUACAAACGCCCUGUUGGAUCAAUGGGGUAUUUAUGUUGCGGCAUGUAUAUCCGCGAUAACGGCCAACAUGCGAGCACGCUUAAUCUACGCGCGUAUGCGUAAUCGUCGCGUCUCGCUAUCGACGAGGAUUCAAUUAAGCCUGCCGCGAGGAAGGUCAAGUACGCUAUGCGACGAGCGACGAGCGAAAAGCGACGAGCGACGAGCUAGGGGGCCCGAGUUUUAAUUAAAACUCGCUCGUGGGGAUUCCCAUUAUCGCGCGCGCGUCUCAAAUUCGGGAUUAAUUAGCUGCGUCGGGAACGAGAGCAGCGGCGCAGCAGUGGCGGCUAGGAGGACGUGAUUGCUCCUAGCUCGUAUGUUGUGUUCGUAACAUCCGUGUGACAGUUUUGUGCGACGCGUCCAGAGCUUUCCGAGCCCAUUCUUGCCGUUAUGAACGAGCUUCUUCUUUGGUCGCGCUGUGGUUGGCUUGCUUAGUGAUCGUGACGAUCUUAACGGCGCGGGGGCGGCACUCUGAUUACGAAUGCAGCUUCGCGAGUGACAGAUAGUGAAGUUGCGUGAGGAAUUACUAAUCGUCGUUUGGAGGCUAGACACAAGCAGGAAAACGCGGAAGUAGCGGGCGUCUUACACUUGACGCGCUUCCGACAACGAUGUCGAAGUAGGACGAUUCUUGAUGAUUGGCGAUAGGUAUUAGCUCGUUCUAACGCACGGAAGGCGCGUAUUAUGUGAGGAGGAAACCGCGACGAGGGAAACGAAGAUGUCCGCCGUCAGCGUCGUCGCAUGGUUGCUCGGCGCCGUCGCUUUGGCUGCGAUUAAUAAUGAAGUGCACUGCCACAACAUCCCAUACGGCGGCAGCGGCAAGAACAGCGACACAUACAACCAAAACGCUCUGGAAGAGACCACACGAUCGGGGCCGUAUUUCGACAAAUCGGCCUCGAAGAACGUGACCGCCCUGCUGGGAAAGACCACGUACCUCAACUGCCGUGUCAAAAAUUUGGGGAACAAAACGAUGACGCUACAAGUAUCGUGGGUACGGCACAGGGACGUCCAUUUGCUCACAAUUGGCCGUUAUACGUACACGAACGACCAGCGAUUUCGAGCGAUCCACAACGCUCAUUCGGACGACUGGACGCUCCAAAUAAAGUAUCCGCAGCAUCGGGACAGCGGUAUUUACGAAUGCCAGGUCUCCACAACACCCCACAUGAGUCAUCUAGUCCAUUUAAAUGUAAUCGAGCCAAUAACCGAGAUUCUGGGUGCGCCGGAGUUGUUCAUCAAUCGAGGUAGCACCAUCAAUCUCACGUGCGUCGUCCUGCACAGUCCAGAACCACCUGCCUACAUUUUCUGGAAUCACAACGAUGCGAUAAUCAGCUACGACUCGAGCAGAGGUGGCGUCUCCGUGGUCACGGAAAAGGGUGACAGCACGACGAGUUUCCUCCUGGUGCAAGAAGCGAAACCGUCCGACUCGGGACGGUACACUUGUAACCCCAGUAAUGCUCAACCAAAAUCGAUCACCGUACACGUACUCAACGGAGAGUAUCCCGCGGCAAUGCAACACGGCGGUCAGGCCAAGCAACCGAGGCUGUACUCCCUUCUGCUCUGCCUGUGUCUGCUACUUUACUAAUUGCUCCAUUCCAUCGCGCAUUCUCGAAAGGAGAAAUCGGAAGGCACUUUCGAGCGAAGAAAAAGAGAGAAAGAACAAAUGAAUGAAUGAGAGAGUGAGUGUGAAAGAGAGAGAAAGAGAGAAGUAUUUCCGUCACGAGUUGCGCGAACAUUGCUCAGGUGUCAUGGAAGCUGCGGCGAGAUACGUGCGACGAUGUGCAUCCGAUGGGGACGCUUUUGACUGUGCACCGGAACGAUGAACUCUUUCGCAACGACGCGCCGUUUGUCGAUGCAACCGAGCGACGACGACGUGUCCGGAAGGGCAGCGCGACGAUCAGUGGACGAUUCUUUUAGCGAUGUGACCGCGCGCGAUUCGGGACUGCGAAUAUACGUACGAUAAUACACGUAAAAGAAAUAUGUACAUCAUGAAAUUCCGUUACAUAAUAACCGUCGAUGAACGAUCGGUUUUAUUAACGACAGAUUGCUUAUUCGUGAAUAAAAUCACAAACUUGACGCUGUUAAUCGAAAAACACACGGGUGAGUACAAUUAUUCGUCGGAUAAAGCACACAAUUCCACGUUGAUGAAACUGAAUAAAGUGCGAUUGAAAUUAUGGCAUUCAAGAUGUUGCCGUAAUCGUGUAUUUUCACA
Temnothorax curvispinosus is the source of this 2938-nucleotide messenger RNA. Its product is annotated as zwei Ig domain protein zig-8-like. The coding region runs from base 1448 to 2311 and encodes 287 amino acids. The transcript has 7 exons. The record is from RefSeq and is a predicted model, not a curated record. Gene Ontology annotation, biological process: synapse organization. Gene Ontology annotation, cellular component: neuron projection membrane. Lineage: Eukaryota; Metazoa; Arthropoda; Insecta; Hymenoptera; Formicidae.